Molecule: messenger RNA, 1026 nt
Organism: Dermatophagoides farinae (American house dust mite)
Lineage: Eukaryota; Metazoa; Arthropoda; Arachnida; Sarcoptiformes; Pyroglyphidae
Product: glucan endo-1,3-beta-glucosidase
Biological process (GO): carbohydrate metabolic process
Molecular function (GO): hydrolase activity, hydrolyzing O-glycosyl compounds
Source: RefSeq, a predicted model, not a curated record
CAAAAAAGAAGAAAAAAUAAAAGAUUAUAUUACCCCUGAAAUAUGUAAUCAUCAAAAAGUAUUUGUUUGUAUAAAAAUAAAUGAUGAACAAAACGACGAAUGUUAUUUGUCAUCAUUUGUUUCGACAAACAUUCAAUCAAUAAUGAAUUUAAAUACUUUUAUGAUGCUCUCGGUAUUCGAGAAUAUUAUACAGCCAUCAUUAUCAUCGGCGAUUAAUGGGCAAAGAAAAAAUCUCAUUUGGAAUGAUGAAUUUGAUAAUACAGAUCGAUUGAACGAUAAUGAAUGGAUCUAUGAACAACAUUGUGGCCGAUUUAAUAAAGAGCUACAAUGUUAUACUAGACAUCGAACGAAAAAUGUACGAAUUGAAAAUGGCCAUCUUAUUAUUGAAGCAUGUGUGGAACCAUUUAAUGGUUAUAAUUUUACAUCUGGUCGUUUAUUAACACGAAAAGCAUGGAAAUAUGGCCGUUUUGAAAUUCGUGCUCGUAUGCCUUAUGGUUAUCAAUUAUGGCCAGCCAUUUGGAUGUUGGCCAAACAUGAAACUUAUGGUGGUUGGCCAACAAAUGGUGAGAUUGAUAUUGCCGAAAUUAUUGGCAAUACAGCCGAUUUAAUGUCAUCCAGUGUACAUUAUGGACCAACUGAAAAAACAAUGAUAUCAAUGACAAGUGGUGUGAAAAAUUUUUCCAUUGAUCUAAGUAAAAGCUUUCAUUCAUACACAUUGGAUUGGACAUCAAAACAAUUAUUGUGGCUAUUGGAUGAUCAACCAUAUUAUUCAGUCAAUUUAGAUCGUAUGAUGUGCUGUAAUGAUUCUAAUAUAAAAUCACCAUACAAUAAAAAAGGACAACCAUUUGAUCAGCCAUUUUUUCUCAUACUAAAUGUUGCUGUUGGUGGUACAUUUUUUGGUCCACCACCUUAUGUUACACCGGAACAAGCAAAAUAUUGGCGAAAAAAUACAAUGGAAAUUGAUUAUAUAAGAAUUUUUCAAUGAAAAAAAUAAAAAAUUGAUUCAGAUUUUCUUUUAUUUAUUUA